GUCGGAGUGAGAGAGCGAGCGAGAGAGCACGGGAGCUUGAUGAGAUGAAGACGGAAGGGCCUCGCUCGGCGGGAUUGCGCUGCUUAUAGGGAGAGAGGGAAGCAGGAAAAGCGCACGGGCAGCGAGCAGAAGCAGCGCACAGCGAGGACAAUAUGCACGCUGUCACCUUCCGCCUGAAGCGAGGACAAAUGAAGCGUCUCCCGGCCUCGAAGCGCGGCAGAUCAGCUGCCUUUGCGCCAGAGUGGGCGAAGGGCUGCCAGGCACAAAGCGUCGACGAGCGAGAGGGGUGCGGCCGUGCCAGCGGUACGCGCCAGCCGGCGGGAGGCGAGGCGAGGCCGCCGGCCAGACACUCUCGGCCUGCUGUGUCGCUCGUCGCCGUGCUGGCCCGCGGGCCGCGGCUUGUCCUCGCUGUCGUGCUGGCAGCACAGCUUUGUACAGCCCAAAUCGGGACACAGCAGGCGAGCAGCGGGUGGGCGGCACCGAGGCGGCACAGAGCCUGGGUGCUGACCGGCCGGGUCCUCGUUGCCGCAGCUGCAGCGCUUGCGUGGCGGCGGGCUCGGAUCGGUCGUCUUCCCUUCGAGUGGCGGCGGGACACCACCAAGAGGGUGAGGGGAGCGCCUGCUACCGCCGCCUCCGUGGAGCUCGAGGAGCGAGAUCGAAGAUCAAGCGCUAUCAAGUCCUGUGAACAGACUCGGCGCUCGUGUGAGAUGCGAGCGUGCUCUUCUGAUGAAUUGCGCUGUUGAAUAGGGUGUUGCAAAUGCGGCUGCGGGCGUUGAGGUCUACUUCGCCUCGGGCGCGAAAGACGAUUGAGCGGCGAAGAGAUGGCCCGUGGA
Molecule: messenger RNA, 833 nt
Organism: Tilletiopsis washingtonensis
Lineage: Eukaryota; Fungi; Basidiomycota; Exobasidiomycetes; Entylomatales
Exons: 1
Coding region: 153-743 (196 amino acids)
Source: RefSeq, a predicted model, not a curated record